AUGAUCAUUACAGGUCAUUGGAUUGAUGAAAGUUGGCAAUUACAGAAGCGUGUACUUGACUUUGUUCACAUUCCUCCUCCACGUCGAGGUCUUGAAAUUGCGAAUGUCAUUUGGCACUGCUUGGAGGAUUGGGGUAUUGAUGGUAAGAUCCACACCAUAUCUGUAGAUAAUGCGUCUGCCAAUGAUUCAACUAUUGAAAAUCUGAAGAUUUAUGUGAAAAACAAAAGAAGACUACUUUGUGAGGGAAAACUAUUCCACGUAAGAUGUUGCGCCCAUAUACUUAAUCUCAUUACUCAAGAUGGACUUUUUGAGAUUAAAGAUAUUGUUGAUGUUAUACGUGAUAGUGUAGAGUGGAACUCAACAUAUGAAAUGUUGGCUGCUGCAAUCAAAUUCAAAGAUGUCUUCCCAAGGCUUGCUUAUCGGGAACCACAUUAUGAUAUUUGUCCAAGUGCAGAGAAUUGGACAAAAACAGAGAAAGUAUGCUCGGUAUUAGAGCUAUUUUGGACAGCUAUGCACAUUGUUUUCGGACGUGAUUAUCCUACUUCAAAUUUGUUCCAUAAUGAGAACAUGGUUGCAAGAAUGAAGAACAAGUUUGACAAGUAUUGGGGAGAUACUAAUUUGCUGAUGCCUAUAGCAGCUGCUUUGGAUCCAAGGUGUAAGUUGAGAGCGCUUGAAUUCUGCUUUCCAAGAUUAUAUUUUUCAGAAAAUGUUGAGAGACAAAUUACUAUUAUUCGGAAGACAUUAUAUGAGCUCUAUUCUGAGUAUGUGGCUAUUUCUAACAUUGAAGACAAGUCAAUUGGAGAAGGACAAAGAAACAAACUAUCGAAUCGAGAUCUUGCAAAUGUUGAAACUCAAAGUGGCUGGUCUGAGUAUGCUGAAUAUCUGAAGUCAGUGGAAUCUAUUCAGCCUCAAAAGAUAUUUUAG
Messenger RNA from Sesamum indicum (sesame), 924 nucleotides. RefSeq names its product zinc finger BED domain-containing protein RICESLEEPER 1-like. The record is from RefSeq and is a predicted model, not a curated record. NCBI's taxonomy places the organism in Eukaryota, Viridiplantae, Streptophyta, Magnoliopsida, Lamiales, Pedaliaceae. Gene Ontology annotation, molecular function: DNA binding.